Mus musculus (house mouse) is the source of this 710-nucleotide messenger RNA. RefSeq names its product trophoblast specific protein beta (gene Tpbpb). The transcript has 5 exons. Lineage: Eukaryota; Metazoa; Chordata; Mammalia; Rodentia; Muridae. The record is from RefSeq and is marked validated. The coding region runs from base 85 to 450 and encodes 121 amino acids.
UAGAUUCUGGAUCUCCAGGGACCUCUGAAGAGCUGAACCACUGGAGUGCCCAGCACAGCAUUGGACAUCACAGGUACUUGAGACAUGACUCCUACAGUCUUCUUGGUCAUCCUGUGCCUGGGUGUGGCCUCAGCUGCUAUAAUCCCUGAACCAACUUUGGAUACUGAAGUGCAAGAGCAGAAGGAUAAAGAAGGACUCAAAAAAGCAACGUGGAAUGAGUUUGUCAUGAAACUGAACAAUAGCAAAAAUGACCAGGAGAAGGAUGGCAUCGACAUAGAAUUGAGAGUCUUCUUUGGUCAGCUGACUGAUGAAGAACUAAUGAAAAUAAUGACUAACAUUUUCCACCCAAUGUUGGAAGAGGAGAAAACACAGCCAGUUGUUGAUGACCCUGAAUUUGAGGAUUACACAGAGAGUGGCGAUGGGUUUUUUGUACCAAAUCAGCCACAGUAACAUAGACAGCAGUAUGAAGUUAGGCAACGAGUGAAACAGCCACUGUGCUGUUGUCUAACAGAUGUCUGCCCCAAUAUGUGAACUGCCUUAUGGUGAAAAAGAAGAUCUGAACUGGGACAAGGGCAAGCAUAAAACAGCAGGGGCCUCCCCAACUCAGUAGCCCCUGACAAGUGGGAUCCUGCACUCAAGUCCCUUAAAUCCAUACUAUGAUAUCAACUCCAAAGCAUGUUCACACUAAUAAAAACUUACCAUUACCUUAA